Molecule: messenger RNA, 1719 nt
Organism: Oncorhynchus gorbuscha (pink salmon)
Lineage: Eukaryota; Metazoa; Chordata; Actinopteri; Salmoniformes; Salmonidae
Product: serine-rich and transmembrane domain-containing protein 1
Exons: 2
Coding region: 143-493 (116 amino acids)
Cellular component (GO): intracellular membrane-bounded organelle
Source: RefSeq, a predicted model, not a curated record
AGAGAGAGAGAGAGAGAGAGAGAGAGAGAGAGAGAGAGAGAGAUGUCUGGAGUGUCUGGCUGAACAAUCAAACAGAGAUUGAGGGAUGUGACAGAGAGGACUUCUUCAAGCAAUAACAGAUCUGUCCAUUCCAAUCGUCAGGAUGUCCGGUAUGGACUUCUCAUUGGAGGAGCUGAACAGAACCGAAAUCUCCCCAGACAACGGAAACUUCCCAAGGUUCUCCCCCACCUCCGUUUCCACUGCAGCUGCGGCGGCGGGGACAGGGUUGUCGUCGGGGCGACAGGAGAAUGUUUACGUGUACGUGUGGAUCUUCCUGAGUCUGCUGGUGUUCCUGCUGUCGAUGAUCAUCAUCUCCCUCCACAGGCUAAAGAAUAUCAUCACAUCCUCCUCCUCUGUGGCUGACUGCAGCAGUGAGGGGGGCAGCUCAUUCACCAACAUGGAGAUCUGUAGUAUAUCUUCACAGAGGUCAACCGUGUCCUCACUGUCAAUUUGAGAGAGACACACACACACACACACACACACACACACACACACACACACACACACACACACACACACACACACACACACACACACACACACACACACACACACACACACACACACACACACACACACACACACACACACACACACACACACACACACACACUUGUAAACAAGCUUUUCAGUUGGACCAUAUGGGACUUUACUCUGAUGUGUUAAGGCGGUAGCUUGAACUGAACUCUGAACCCUCUGUGACUUCUCCUUUUGGCUCAUGGGAAACAUAGUUCACUGUGUAAAGAGCAGAUCCAGGAAGAGAGAGAGAGAGAGAAAACUCUGUUUUUGAAUCUGGGGUAUAUUUACUACGAACCAAACUGAAGCACAAGGGCCGAAAACGUUUUCCUUACGGUGUGCACUGAUGAAACACCAGUCGUCUGUUUCCAUUCUCGCAUCCAUGGAAUACAACUUUAGACUCUUAGAAGUCCUCAGAAAAGUUAGACGGGGUCUAAUCUUAUCUAGUGUCGCUUUCAGUGUGAUUUACAUCUGUCUUUCUCUUUUCAUUUGAAAUAGGAAACAACCGCUUCUGUUACUAAUUCCACAUGGAUAAACAUUAUGUGACUGAUAUGUUUAUCUCAGAUAACAUGUCUCAUUCAGCUUUAAUUUAGAGUUCAUCUUUCUCUGGCUGUGUAGGAAAUGGUACCAUAUUCCCUGUAUAAGUGGCUCUGGCUGUGUAGGAAAUGGUACCAUAUUCCCUGUAUAAGUGUCUCUGGCCAACAGUAGUGUUCUCUCUAGGGAAUUAGGGGCCAUUUCACAUUUAUCCCCACUACUGAUUUCUUUCCGUAAUAACCUAAAUCUUUACUGUUUCCAGGGCAACCUGUACUAACCUGAUUUUAGUGCGAAGUAUAGUUCUUUCUGUAAUGUCAAAAUAUCUCUACUGUUUCCAGGGCAACCUGUACUAACCUGGUUUAACUGUGAAGUAUAGGUCUUUCUGUUAUGUCAAAAUAUCUCUACUGUUUCCAGGGCAACCUGUACUAACCUGGUUUAACUGUGAAGUAUAGGUCUUUCUGUUAUGUCAAAAUAUCUCUACUGUUUCCAGGGCAACCUGUACUAACCUGGUUUAACUGUGAAGUAUAGGUCUUUCUGUUAUGUCAAAAUAUCUCUACUGUUUCCAGGGCAACCUGUACUAACCUGGUUUAACUGUGAAGUUAUACAUACUGAACCAGACCUCAUAUUUGA